AAUGAAUUCACAGAUGCCAUAAGGACUUAUGCACUAAGUAAUGGGAGAAGUUUAAAAUUUAUUAAGAAUGACAAGAAAAUGAUUUCUGUGAAGUGCUUGGGUGGAAGAGGAAAUUGUAAAUGGUAUGCGUAUUGUUCCUUUAGGACUGAUGUCAGUGCAUGGCAAUUGAGAAAAGGGUUUGAUGUUCACAAGUGUAGUAGAGAUUUCAAUGUAAAGUUGAUGACUUCAAAGUGGUUGAGUCAAAGGAUGGAGAAAAUUGUGAGAGAAAAUCCUACAAUGAAGGUCAUGGACAUUAGGGACAAAGUUACUAGGAAAUGGAAUGUAGGAAUUUCAAGAAAUAUGGCUUUUAGGACAAGAGCAAUGACAAAAGAUAAGGUUGAAGGAUCAUUCAAAGAUCAAUACAGAAGACUUCACGAUUAUGGUCAUGAGCUGCUGAAAACAAAUCCAGGUACAACAGUAAAAAUUAAAGUUAAUAACAGUAAUGGUGAGGUCAUAUUCCAAAGAUUUUAUGCAUGCUUGAAGGCAUGCAAGGAUAACUUCAUUUGUUGUAGACCUAUUAUUGGCUUGGAUGGAUGCUUUCUAAAAAGCAAGUAUGGAGGGGAGUUACUAACAGCAGUGGGAAGAGAUGGAAACGACCAAAUGUUGCCCAUAGCAUAUGCUAUUGUUGAGGUAGAAAACAAAGACUCCUGGACUUGGUUCUUGGAGCACCUUAUUGAGGACCUUGGUGGGGCAGCUGUAUGUGCAGGAUGCACAUUUAUUUCAGACCAACAAAAGGGUCUUUUGCCAGCUAUCCAAGAUCUUCUACCUGGUGUAGAACAAAGAUUUUGUGUUAGGCAUUUAUAUUCAAACUUCAGAAAAAAAUUUCCUGGAAAAAACCUUAAACGUCUCAUGUGGCGGGCAGCAACAGCCACACACCCACAACAAUGAGAGGCUGAAAUGAGGAAUAUUAAAGACAUCAAUUUAGACGCAUUUAAAUAUCUGCUUGCCAUCCCUCCUAGGUUUUGGUCAAGAUCUAGAUUCACCUCUAGAUCACAAUGUGACACUCUUGUGAACAACAUGUGUGAGGGCUUUAAUAGUGUGCUAGUUGAUAGUAGGUCUAAGCCUAUUAGUAGCAUGUUAGAAGACAUAAGGGUUUACAUAAUGAAGAGAUGGGCUGCCAACAGGACAAAGAUCACAUCAUAUCAAGGUUCAAUCUGCCCCAAGGUUUUUAACAGAUUUCAGAAGGAGACCUGGUUAACUAGAUAUUGGUUACCAAGGUGGUCAAGAGAAAAAUUAUUUGAAGUGAAACAUCUUUCACAAUUUGGUGAGCAAUUUGUUGUGAAUGUUGACAACAUGGACUGCAUGUAACAUCCC
Vigna angularis (adzuki bean) is the source of this 1353-nucleotide messenger RNA. RefSeq lists its product as uncharacterized. Lineage: Eukaryota; Viridiplantae; Streptophyta; Magnoliopsida; Fabales; Fabaceae. The transcript is spliced from 4 exons. The record is from RefSeq and is a predicted model, not a curated record. Bases 79 to 927 code for a protein of 282 amino acids.